Molecule: messenger RNA, 6715 nt
Organism: Ictidomys tridecemlineatus (thirteen-lined ground squirrel)
Lineage: Eukaryota; Metazoa; Chordata; Mammalia; Rodentia; Sciuridae
Gene: Vav3
Product: vav guanine nucleotide exchange factor 3
Biological process (GO): intracellular signal transduction; regulation of GTPase activity; cell migration
Cellular component (GO): cytoplasm; plasma membrane
Molecular function (GO): guanyl-nucleotide exchange factor activity; protein binding
Source: RefSeq, a predicted model, not a curated record
CCGGCCGGGGCGCAAGAAGAGCGCGCGGGACUCGCUGCAGCAGCGGCCCAGCAGCGGCUGACCGGGUCCCAAACCAGAGUCGAGCUCUGCGUGGCGCCCCUGAUCCGCUGGCCGUGGCGCCCGAAUCCUAGAACCUGCCCAGGGAAGGGACUGACGGUGGCUGGCGUCGGCGGGGCGCGGAGGAACCGCGGUAGCUGCGGCCGCAUCCUCGCUGCCUGCCCCAGCCGGGUUGAAUCCCGGAGCCGUCGGACAUGGAGCCAUGGAAGCAGUGCGCUCAGUGGCUCAUCCACUGCAAGGUGCUUCCUGCCAACCACCGGGUGACCUGGGACUCAGCGCAAGUGUUUGACCUGGCGCAGACCCUCCGCGAUGGAGUCCUGCUUUGCCAGCUGCUCAACAACCUCCGGGCGCACUCCAUCAACCUGAAGGAGAUCAACCUGAGGCCGCAGAUGUCCCAGUUUCUCUGUUUGAAGAACAUACGGACAUUUCUCACAGCCUGUUGCGAGACGUUUGGAAUGAGAAAAAGCGAACUCUUCGAAGCAUUUGACCUGUUUGAUGUUCGUGACUUUGGGAAGGUUAUAGAAACUUUAUCGCGACUUUCUCGAACGCCCACAGCAUUGGCCACAGGAAUCAGGCCCUUCCCAACAGAAGAAAGCGUUAAUGAUGAAGACAUCUACAAAGGCCUUCCUGACUUAAUAGAUGAAACCCGAGUACAAGAUGAAGAAGAUCUCUAUGACUGUGUUUAUGGGGAAGAUGAAGGUGGAGAAGUUUAUGAGGACUUAAUGAAAGCAGAGGAAGCCCAUCAACCUAAAUGUUCAGAAAAUGAUAUACGAAGCUGUUGCCUAGCAGAGAUUAAGCAGACAGAAGAAAAAUAUACAGAAACCUUAGAGUCAAUAGAAAAGUAUUUCAUGGCACCACUGAAGAGAUUUCUUACACCAGCAGAAUUUGAUUCAGUAUUCAUCAACAUUCCUGAACUUGUAAAAGUUCAUCGGAACUUAAUGCAAGAAAUUCAUGAUUCCAUUGUAAAUAAAAAUGACCAGAAUUUGUAUCAAGUUUUCAUUAACUACAAGGAAAGAUUGGUUAUUUAUGGGCAGUACUGCAGUGGAGUGGAGUCAGCCAUCUCUAAUUUAGAUUAUAUUUCUAAAACAAAAGAAGAUGUCAGACUGAAAUUAGAGGAAUGUUCCAAAAGAGCAAAUAAUGGGAAAUUUACUCUUCGAGAUUUGCUUGUGGUUCCUAUGCAACGUGUUUUAAAGUAUCACCUUCUUCUCCAGGAACUUGUCAAACAUACCACUGAUCCCAUUGAGAAAGCGAAUCUGAAACUGGCUCUUGAUGCUAUGAAGGACUUGGCACAAUAUGUGAAUGAAGUGAAAAGAGAUAAUGAGACCCUUCGUGAAAUUAAACAGUUUCAGCUAUCUAUAGAAAAUUUGAACCAGCCAGUUUUGCUCUUUGGAAGACCUCAGGGAGAUGGUGAAAUUCGAAUAACCACUCUGGACAAGCAUACAAAGCAAGAAAGGCACAUCUUCUUAUUUGAUUUGGCAGUGAUUGUAUGUAAAAGAAAAGGUGAUAACUAUGAAAUGAAAGAAAUAAUAGAUCUUCAACAGUACAAGAUAGCCAACAAUCCUACAACUGAUAAAGAAAAUAAAAAGUGGUCUUAUGGCUUCUACCUCAUCCACAUCCAAGGACAAAAUGGGUUAGAAUUUUAUUGCAAAACAAAAGAUUUAAAGAAAAAAUGGCUGGAGCAGUUUGAAAUGGCUUUAUCUAACAUAAGGCCAGACUAUGCAGACUCCAAUUUCCAUGAUUUCAAGAUGCACACCUUCACUCGGGUGACAUCCUGCAAAGUCUGCCAGAUGCUCCUCAGGGGAACAUUUUAUCAAGGCUAUUUAUGUUGUAAGUGUGGAGCAAGAGCCCACAAAGAGUGUUUGGGAAGAGUAGACAAUUGUGGCAGAGGUAAUUCUGGUGAACAAGGGACGCUCAAACAACCAGAGAAACGGACCAAUGGACUCCGAAGAACUCCCAGACAGGUGGAUCCAGGUUUACCAAAGAUGCAGGUCAUUAGGAACUACACUGGAACACCACCCCCAGCUCUUCAUGAAGGACCCCCGUUACAUAUCCAGGCAGGGGAUACCGUUGAACUUCUGAGAGGAGAUGCACACAGUCGGUUUUGGCAGGGUAGAAACUUGGCUUCAGGAGAGGUUGGAUUUUUCCCAAGUGAUACUGUCAAGCCUUCUCCAUGUGUACCCAAACCAGUAGAUUAUUCUUGCCAACCUUGGUAUGCUGGAGCAAUGGAAAGAUUGCAGGCAGAGACUGAACUUAUUAAUAGGGUAAAUAGUACUUACCUUGUGAGGCACAGGACCAAAGAGUCAGGAGAAUAUGCAAUUAGCAUUAAGUAUAAUAAUGAAGCAAAGCACAUCAAGAUUUUAACAAGAGAUGGCUUUUUUCACAUUGCAGAAAAUAGAAAAUUUAAAAGUUUAAUGGAACUUGUGGAGUACUACAAGCAUCAUUCUCUUAAAGAAGGGUUCAGAACCUUAGAUACGACUCUACAGUUUCCAUACAAGGAGCCAGAACAUUCAGCUGGACAGAGGGGUAAUAGAGCAGGCAACAGCUGGAAUUAAGGACCCAAAGGCAGUGAAAAUUGACUUAUAGGAAGAGUGUCAACAGUAAGUCAUGCUACACGUGUAGAAAAGUAGAAAGCAUCCCUACCAAUCCUUAAAAUGUUUGGCUGACAGCUAUACACUGGGUGGCAGGAGAAACUGAUUAACCUUUUACUCCUAGGAAGAUUCCUCAGGCAUGUAGUGUGGUUAAUGCUGUGAGACAUACAGUAUUUAAUAGCUGUUCAGCAUCUUUGAAAAAAUUAUAGUUAUUGUAGGAAUAUCACUGAUAGAUUAUGGCUCUCAGGAAGCCUGGGGAAUAAAACUUGAAUAUAUUUCACAUACUUUCCUUUGUGUUUUGCCAGCCUUUGUUGGAAGUCUUAUUGAGCAGUUAAGUGAGCAAAAGAUGAGCUAAAUGAACAGGAGGAGGAGACAUAAGGAACUUGCAAAAUUAAAUACCCUGCUGAGAUUCCUGUCCAUUCUGCAACUUUGGUUGCUUAGCACCGGUCCCCAUCCUGCGGAGGUUGUAGAAGCAUAUAAGAACUGACCCCUGCCUUCCACAAUCAACAUCUAAAUGGUGAUACAAACUGGAGUACAUUCAGUCAUUAAAUAAUAGAACCCAGAAGUGCUAUGGUACAAGUGCCUAACAGAUAUCUAGGAAAGGACAGAGAGGGGACACAUAUGGUCUCAAUUGGUCAGAAAGGCUCAGGGAGGUACCAGAGCUGGGCUUUUGAGAAAGGGGGAAGUUAAAGUUAGCUAAAACCCGGGACAGGAGCCUGUAUUCCAAAAUAUGGAGAAAUUCUGGGUUGUAAAUAUAGCUAAGGGCUUCAAGGGGGAGUAAGAAGCAGAUCUAAGUGAAAGGAAUUCAUAUUUGAAAACUAUAGCAGAUUUGUUUAGAAAGGCAGUAGGAGCCAGAUUAUGAAUUGUUGUGGAAUUCAGGUCAAGAGUUUAAAUUUCAUAAUUUAGCAAAUGGAAUGAGAGAAGUUCCGUUUUGGGUAAGUAUCUGGAAGGCUGAAUUUAGAACAGAUGGAAAGAAAGUCAAAAACAAAAAGACCACCUGAGGGGCUUUUGUCUGAGGUUAGAAUUAAUGGGGACACUGAGAAUUAGUGAAGGAUUAAAAGGUAGAAGGCACUUGACUUAGUCCAUAGCAAGAGCAUGACAGUAUACUUCCUUUGUGCAAGGGUGGCUUAUAAGAGUGCAGGGGAGUCAUUUAAUAGAGUCAUUGAAGGAGGGAAGAAAAAAAAAAAAUGGGAGGUUGAGUUAGACUCCAAGGAAGAAGGUGAUGAGUUUUGUCUCAGACAUGUUGAAUCCAGGAAAGUGGCUCUACUUCAUGCAAUACCAUGAAAACAUUGAAAGUCACAGACUGGAAUUUAGAGGAGAUUCAGAAGGCAUAUCCAAGAAUCUGUUUCACUCAUUGGGGGAAAAGAAAUGUUUUAAUGAAGCCCACAGAGGUGCAGAAGCUUAACCAUGCAGGCUAACUACUAUUUAGUUGAAAUUAUAAUAUUUUCAAUCAGAUUUAAGGAUGUUUGAAUUCUAGAUACUUGACAUGAAUGCACAUAAUUAUAAGAGUCUUAGAGACAAGGGUAGCACUCUAAUAUUAUGUUAUUGAAACAGAUAUUCAAGUCCUUUAGUGAAGCAUUACCCAUAUUCAGGAAAGUUAGAUAGUUUAAGAUUAUAGACAGGUUAUCUAUCUAAUUUAUCUACCUAUUGUUGAGAUUAUUUAAAUUACACUUAAUUGUGCUUCUAUUGAUUUCUCAUUUUUCCCUUUUAGAGAUAACUUAUCUCUUCUUAUAUUUCAGACUGUAGUUUUAAAUUACCUUCAUUAGAAAAUUUGGAGAAAUAUAGUCUUUUUUUAUUUCUUUCUGAAUGAAGUAGUCCCAGAGAGGGAAUCAAGGAUGGACACUUAGAAAACACUCCAAGGAGAAAGAUUCUCUUACCUGCCAGAGUAAUAUGUUGAAUGCAGUUCUCUGACUUAUGUUCUCACAGAGAUGAGAUAGGAAUAUUGACCCCAGAUUUUCUGCCAAUAAUGGAGUAAGGUGUGUGCUAUUUAUUAGAAAUGGCAUCCUCUCUGUCUCUAGCAGUGGGUGUAUCAUGGUCUCAGAAAGUGAAAAGAUACCAGUUCUACUGCAUAGCCAUCAUUGGGCAUUUUAUCAAAUUACUUGUGAUGGUAUAUAUACCAACACACUUAUAUGUAUUAAAGUAUAGGACAUGCAAAUGGAAUAGCAAAGAACCUUAAUACAUCGGGGCAAGUACAAAGUGAACUUGUGAGACCAUUCACAAGAAAUGUGUGUCAUGAAUGUGUCCCUGUACAUGUGAAGGCUUCAAGAUCUGUGAUUCUAAGAGCAACUGAACUCUCCCCCAGUUCCCAUGGCCAGUCUGUUUGGCGGGGGUCUGCUAAUCCCCUCAACAGGUUCCUGCUAUUAGGGAUUCUGAGAACCCCUUUUUGACAAGAAACUUAGUUCUUAGAGAAUUUUGUGACUCUCAAAGUCAAGCCAUUUCCUGAAAAGAGGCAGAAGAUUUUAUAAAUUCGGUCCCCAGUUUUUUUGGUAUUUGUUUGGCCCACUUUUACCUCAUCUUUGGUCAUAGAAAACUUUUUGUAACAGUUUAGAUUAGGUCUAGGUACAGGUGACAGGAAGACAAAACAAUAUCAGCUUGAGUAGGAUAGAUAGUUUCUCUUUCCUGUAAAAACCUAGUGGCAGUCAGCCCAGGCAGGAGAGAAGGGCAGGUCAUCUCUGUUCCAGAAACUCUUUAGUAACUCAGGUUCUUUCAAGCAUGUGCUCUGUUAGCCUGAAAGAGAGGCUUUCCUUUUCAUAGACCAAGAUGGUAGCUUUCACAUGCCACAUAGCAGAAUAGAAUAUAUUACUAAAAAGAAGGGUGCAUUUCUGCUGUCUUUCACCAUCCUGGAAGCUACCUUCUGAUACUUAUGCGUCUAUAUCAUUGACCAGGAACUUGGCCAUAUAGAUGUACCAAACUGCAGGGAGACUGGGAAAUGUAAUCUUCUGCUGGGUGAACAUAGUUGAACUGAGUGAUCUAUUAUAUGGAAGAGGGAAGAAUGAAUAUUGUGAGGAAGCUUAUAACCUUUGCCUUCCUUGUUCAUGGUAAUGGCACCUGGCAUUAGCAUUUGUCUGUGGAGGUACCUGCAACAGAAGAGAAGGUGCGGACAGAGUAGCACAGCAUCAGUUAAGAGGAUGGACCCUGGGGUCAUACUGCCUGGGUUUGAAUCCGGAUUUGCUCAGAUACAAAGGGAAAAUAGUAUUAAUAUCUUCCUCCUAGAGCUAUUGUAGUGAUUAAAUGAAAUACUGAAUAUUUUGAGCAUGAUAUCUAAAACUUGAUAAACAUUUGAUAAAGGUUGUAGCUCUUAUUAUUAAGAGUGUAAAGUAAAAAGUUUUGAGCAUCCAAAUGCAUAAAACUUUUCUGUACAUUUUUUAUAAUUGGGAGGAUAUAAGUACUUUACUUGCCAGAGAUGGUAAAAUUCAGGGUGGUUAUCAUUUCUAAUUGCAUUUUUCUUCUUUUGAAAAUAACCUGAGAUGUGCAUGCUUGAUUGUGAGUUGAGGGUGGUUCCUAAUAAAUUGGGUGGUUUUCUUAAUUUUCGAUGGGUUCUGCAUAUUUCAUUGACACUACUGAUUCACACUAGUAUUGAUGUGAAACACAUUUUACAUCAAGAAUUUAUGGGAUCCCCCUUCCUACUGUUGUAACAAAGUGGAAAUUGGGCAUCACAUCAAAAUGAGGAGGCUGUCCCUGAACAGCCUUGGAUGGAUGAAGUUCAAAGGUGGCAACGUGGAAUUGGUUUGCAGUGUUUGCCGGUUAAAGGAUAGACCACUCUGAAUGGAAUACCUGUGAAUCAAAAUGUCAAAAUGUGAAAGUCUGACUUGUUCUUCAUUCAGAAACAGUGAGAGUAGAGCAAUGGGUGAAAACGCAGCUUGGUAUUGCAACUUGGAUGUGAUAAUUAUCUUAUGAUUACAGACAACAAAAUAGUUGUGUUGAGUUUUUUUUUAACCAAUUCCUAAAUGUUCUUUUGCUUCUCUCUUUUUCUUUCUUUCUCUAAGCCCCCUCUUUGUUCUGUGGCUUUUCUUUUGUAACUCCUCCAGACUACAGCUUUGUUCCCCCUUCUUCCACUCCUUUCUGGUCAG